AUGCCUUGUUGUUCAGUAACAGAAAUAUCGAAAUGCAUCGUGUACCCGGAGAAGAGGUCCACCGUUGCCGAUCUCCGGCUCUCCGUCUCUGAUCUUCCUAUGCUCUCAUGUCACUACAUUCAAAAAGGCGUCCUCCUCACCCGCCCUCCUCCUUCCUUCUCCUUCGACGACCUCGUCUCUUCUCUCCGCCGUUCUCUUUCCUCAGCUCUCUCCCUCUUCCCUCCUUUAGCCGGCCGUUUCUACACCAGCCCCGCCGGUCACAUUUACAUCACCUGCAACGACGCCGGAGCUGAUUUUGUAGCUGCUUCCGCCAAACACGUCACGGUCUCCGACGUUAUCUCUCCCGGUAAAGACGUCCCUCUCCUGGUCCGCGAGUUUUUCGUAUUCGAGCGUCUCGUUAGCUAUAACGGCCACCAUAAGCCUCUAGCUGCGGUCAAAGUGACGGAGCUAGAGGAUGGUGUAUUCGUGGGCUGCACCGUUAAUCACAGCGUUACAGAUGGAAAUUCCUUCUGGCAUUUCUUCAACACCUUCGCUGACUUCACCAGCGGCGCUUGCAAGAUCAAUCACCUUCCUGAUUUCUCCCGCCACACCGUCUUCGACUCCCCCGUGGCUCUACCUGUCCCUCCCGGUGGUCCACGUGUUACCUUCGACGCCGAUCAGCCUAUCAGGGAGAGAAUUUUCCAUUUCAGCAGGGAAGCCAUUUCGAAACUCAAACAGAGGACUAACAGCAAAGUUAACGACGGGAUAAAAUCUAACGGUAACGGAGAGGUUAUAACGGAAGCGAAAAAGAAGAAUUACGAUCGAACGGCUGAGAUUUCAUCGUUCCAGUCACUCAGUGCCCAGCUAUGGCGAUCCGUUACGCGAGCAAGGAACCUCGACCCGAGCAUGACGACGACGUUUAGGAUGGCGGUUAACUGCCGCCACAGGCUCGAGCCUAAGAUGGAUCCUUACUACUUCGGAAACGCGAUACAGAGCAUACCUACGAUGACGACCGCGGGAGAUCUGCUGGGAAAUGAUCUCCGAUGGUCCGCCGAUCAACUUCACAGGAACGUGGUGGCGCACGACGACGCGACGGUCCGCCGCGGGAUAGCCGAUUGGGAGAGUAAUCCGAGGCUGUUCCCUCUGGGAAAUCCAGACGGAGCUUCCAUCACGAUGGGGAGCUCGCCGAGAUUCCCAAUGUACAACAACGAUUUCGGAUGGGGAAAGCCGUUAGCGGUGAGGAGUGGUGGAGCGAACAAAUUCGACGGGAAGAUCUCGGCGUUUCCGGGAAGAGAAGGGAACGGAAGCGUAGAUUUGGAAGUGGUUUUGGCGCCGGAAACAAUGGCAGGGAUUGAGAAGGAUACCGAGUUUAUGCAAUACGUAUCUGAAGUCUGUUACUACGACUGUUGAUGGAAACAGAGACGUUGUUUCCGACACACUGAGAAAUAAAUAUAUGUAUGUAAGCCGAUUAGAAGAACUUUUGAACGGUUGAGGUUAUCACUGGUCACGUUCCCUACUUAUAUGUGUGAGAACCCAAUGUAUGUAUAUGAUGAUAUGAUGAAAGUUAUCCGUCGUCUUUUAAAAUUCGAUGAUGUAACUAACUUUUCUGUGAAGGAUAAAAAGAGAAACGGUAAAUGAUUGAAGAAGAUGGUUUCAUUAGAGAUAUCAUCGCCAGAUCCGUACUGUAAGGAGAUCUAAACAAAAUCAUCUCUCGUUGUUUUGGAUCUCCCUGCAAGACGAUGAGAGCUAUAAUGAAUGCCAUCAUAUCUUCUUCAGUUAACUCCGAUAUCGCUUGGUGGAGGAAGAGCCAAAAGUACAUUGUAACAAAAGGCCCAAAGGCCUCUUACAGAAAUAAAUGGGCCUGUCUAACUCGUGUUCGUAAUCGGUUGGUUCAGCGAUCGAAUAAACAUUUG
This is a messenger RNA of Eruca vesicaria subsp. sativa (arugula), 1892 nucleotides long. Lineage: Eukaryota; Viridiplantae; Streptophyta; Magnoliopsida; Brassicales; Brassicaceae. The record is from the annotation of a GenBank genome assembly.